UAGCUCAUUUAUCGAUUGUUAGUAUUACAAUCCAGGAUGAUAGUAAUAUUGUUUUUUCCGCCUUAUGGUAACCACUUUUCUCAUUUUUUGAAAAAAAUUUUCUGAGGAUAGUACGCGGUAAAUUUGUAUGGACUCCGAGGCACCGAAUUUCUGACAUUGUUUGACUGGAUUCAACAACCGGAACCUGUUGUUGUUGUUGGGCGAUAUGGGCGAGGGACUAGAAAACUGCGACGUCCAACAAACAACGCAAUGGCUGACGAGCCUCGGGCUCACUCAAGAUUAUGGCGACACACUCAGAGAGCACAACGUGAAUGGCGCAAAGCUACUGGAAGUCGAUAACGUCCUCUUGGAUGAGUGGUAUAUUCAUUCUGGAGCUGACCGGUUGAAGAUCUUACAAAGCGUUCUCGACGUGCGGGAACAGAUGGCGGCUUCGAGGCGCUUUCAUUUGGGUGUGACGAUCGAGGACGUGUACAAAGACAGUGGGAUGAUGAUGAUUAGGCGAGGAUUAGAUCCGAUAGGAGAGGAGGACGAGGAGGCAGAUGAGUCGGCGUCUAGUAGGAUAAAAGCCGUGCAGAAUGCGAGGAGAGUCGAGUCUGUGGGAGCUACUAGUUUGAGCGUGGAGAGACGCGAAGUGAAGAGAGACGGGAAAGAGAGUGUGGAUGUGUUGGCGGGAGAGAAUGUGACGUUACGGAGGAAGCUGGAGGAAAGCGAAAGGAGACUGAGUCGCUUAGUGAAGUUUGAAGUUGAGAUGACACAGUUACAUAAAGCAUACGAGACGCUUGAGUCACAAGGAGCAAAGAGAGAAAAACUAGAGAUGGCAAUGAGGGCGAGACUUGAGGCCGAAGUGAAGCGUCUAAGAGAUACAAACCAGUUGCUGCAGGCUGAAAUGGAAUCUCAAAUGACUGCUUCCUCUGCUAAUUUGGAUGAAAUCAGCUACAAGCUAUCUGAACGUGAUCAAACAAUCGUAACCAUCUCCAACAGAUUGGCGACAUCACAGGCGGGAUGUGAACAGCUUCAACAACAGUUGCGGCAAUGCCAGUCACAACUUGCAGAGAGGACGGUUGAGUUGGAACGCACACAGCAAGAGCUGGAGACAGCAAGAGAUGAUAUAGAAACACUCAAGGAUGAUUUGCUGAAGAAGAGUGCUUUGUCUGAGCGUGUUUACUCACUACAAGAAGCACUGGCAUCACUUCAUGAAGCAACAGAGAAGAGAGAGGCAUUAGAGGAAUCGUUAAGAUGGAGAAUGGAGCAGGAAAUCAAGAAACUGAAGAAAGAACGGCAAGCAAAUUGGAGGAAAAGUGCGCCUAUUAUCAAUCCUAUUGCUCUAGACAUGAAUGGCCAGUCAGCAAGCCCACCUGAAGAAGCAGCAGCCCAUCAACUAUGGCACUCACCCAACCCACCAUCUUCCAACAGCAAAGCAUCCCCUUUCUCACACAACACGGCAACGGACCAGAAAGUCUCACAGCUCGAUCUCGCGGUAAAAUCGCUUCAAGCCGUCGUCCGUAGGAAAGAGCAGGAAGUCGAAAUGCUAGAAAAACAAACAGUCGGCGUGCAAGAAUGGUUAUCUCCCGAACCCCCCUUAUUAUCAGUCAUCCCACCAUCACCACAGGCAGUGGGCAGCCCCUCUCUCCGUCCAGCACUGCAUUCAACUCCCAAUCCAGUGUCAAGAAUCCAACAACAACAGCAGCAGUUAGUGCCACCACAGCAAGGGAACUCAUUUUACGGAUCAACGUCAGAUGGGAUUAUAUAUGAAGGAGAAGCUUUGGAAGUUUAAUGAAGUGAAUUUGUAUGUAAGUUGAUAUUAAUUAAUAAGUUGUAAUUUAUAGGGAUUAUUGAAGUAUGACAGGAGGGAAUAGCCUGCAUUUUUAUCAGUCAGAUGUCUAGAGGUAGUCGUAGAGUGCGGAGUACACAUUGAGAUGUAUGGUCGACUUCUGGCGCUUUCAUGUAGUUUAGAGUUUUAUAAAGCGUAGGCUACUAUCCAUGUUUAUAAGAUUAUUUGUAUUGUGUAUUUUAAAGAGACAAUUGACGUGAUUAAGGCGGACACAGUGACUGGUGUCUAUA
Messenger RNA from Corticium candelabrum, 2061 nucleotides. RefSeq names its product shootin-1-like. The coding region runs from base 206 to 1774 and encodes 522 amino acids. Gene Ontology annotation, cellular component: cytoplasmic vesicle; plasma membrane; bicellular tight junction. The transcript has 10 exons. Gene Ontology annotation, molecular function: protein binding. Gene Ontology annotation, biological process: regulation of cell migration; actin cytoskeleton organization. The record is from RefSeq and is a predicted model, not a curated record. NCBI's taxonomy places the organism in Eukaryota, Metazoa, Porifera, Homoscleromorpha, Homosclerophorida, Plakinidae.